This is a messenger RNA of Scaptodrosophila lebanonensis, 1266 nucleotides long. Its product is annotated as protein CLEC16A homolog. Gene Ontology annotation, cellular component: late endosome; endolysosome membrane. Bases 1 to 1266 code for a protein of 421 amino acids. The record is from RefSeq and is a predicted model, not a curated record. Lineage: Eukaryota; Metazoa; Arthropoda; Insecta; Diptera; Drosophilidae. The transcript has 6 exons. Gene Ontology annotation, biological process: endosomal transport; endosome to lysosome transport; regulation of autophagosome maturation.
AUGGAUCGUAGUUGCAGCAGCGUCAUUUUAAGGAGCGAUAGCACUCCUUUGGAGGAUUUGAAACUGCAGCAUAACAUCUUAAAAAAUAAUACAAUUGUGUCGGAAAAAAAUGCCACAUUGCUCGUCGAAUCUUUACAUUUAACUGCUUAUUUGUUACUUUUGGGCGAUAGGAGUGACUCACAGCUUAUUGACUACUUCGUGAAGAGCCGUAUGUUGAACAAUUGGAUACACCUUAUGCGGCAGAAGAACCGAAAUCAAAGUUGGAAUUCGGUAUCCGUAAAGUUCCUCCAAACGUUCAGUACACUGUGCUAUAACAUACGCAAGGAGGCCUUCUUAGCUCAUCUAUUGUCCGAAGUAAACGUUAUUAUAAGGCUGGAAUACAAUUUCUCUGAUGAAGACGCCAUCUUAUACUAUGUUAACUUUUUACGGAUGCUGAGCUUUCGGAUCAACAAUCAAACCAUUCAGUUCUUCUACAAUGAGCUCAUCUAUGAUUUCCCACUCUAUACGGAAGCCAUGCGAUUCCUCUAUCAUUCCGAAUCAGAGGUACGAACAGCCGUGCGUACCAUUUCGCUUAAUGUGUACAAAUUCUCGGACGCCAGCAUGUUGCGUUUUAUCGGAGAUAAAGCUGCAUUCGCAAAUUUUUACAAUUUAGUGUGGCACAUCGGAAAGCAGAUGAUGGACGUGGACAAGUAUCUAAACACCGAUACAGGCCACGAAGCGGCUCAUACGUUGUUAAAUUUGUUAGCUGAGCAUUUCGAUCAUUUGGAUUACAUCAAUGAUAUUUUGCUCCUGGAUAUCGGAGAUCUGAAAGUCAAGCUUACUAAACAUUUUUUGCACAAGCUCUUCAUUACCUUUGUCGUGCUCUCGCUGGAUCCAUCGCCACCUCAGCUGAACAGUACGAACUAUCAGAAUUUUCACAAUUCUACAAUGAGCUCCAUAACUGCCAUGUACUUUCUGUCACUCGUAUUUCUUAUCUCUGCGCAUGCGCCGUUAGUACAGGGCCUUGCUUGGGUCAUACUGAAUGGCAAUCACGAAAGUUUGGAGACGGAGUUGAAUUGUUUCAUUGAAGAAGUGUCUGCCGAGGCAUCAAAAACAACUCUGAAAGCUACGAAUACGACCACAGUUUCUAAGCCAUUUCUAGACUUUAUUUUAAGGUCCUUGGAAUGUAGCCAAAAUGAUCAUAAAGCUAUGCCAGCUUUGUGUCUUCUUUUCACCAUGCACACAAAUAGAGGUAAGCACAUUAAAAGCAAACAAAACUUGGCCUAA